Helobdella robusta is the source of this 636-nucleotide messenger RNA. RefSeq lists its product as hypothetical. The record is from RefSeq and is a predicted model, not a curated record. The coding region runs from base 1 to 636 and encodes 211 amino acids. The transcript has 5 exons. Lineage: Eukaryota; Metazoa; Annelida; Clitellata; Rhynchobdellida; Glossiphoniidae.
AUGUGGCAAAAGGUUGAAAUUCAAGGAUCAAUUUCACCAGAUUUAGACGCUCAAGGAAAACCGACGAAAUACAAUUACUGCAUCAAUGAUAUGAUAGAAAGUACGAUGAACCACUGUAGAUCAGGUGUUUGUGUGUCUGGUUGGACUGGAACACUCUGCGAUAAAAGGGAUUGUGAUAAGAAUAAUGGGGGCUGCAACUCCAGGAUGGACUGCACACGAGAAAUAGUUAACAACGUCAUGAGGGAAAAGUGUAUCUGUAAGGAUAAUUUAGUAUCGUAUAUGGGAACUGAAUGCCUAGACAUAGCCAGAAUAAGUGAUAAUGCCAGACUAAGAGAUAAUUUAAUCUACUCCGCGAUAGCGAUAUGUGGCAUAGCAACGAUUAUAUUCAUCCUAGUUUCCGUGAAAUGUUCAAAGAAGGAGCUGUCAGUUUAUUGGAUCUCCAAAAAGCACACUGAUUUCUGGCCGAUAAACACAACUACUUCAAACACUGACAUGUUUAAACGUUUACUUGAAUACCAACAACAAUACGCUUGCACGAUUGCCAUUAAUUCACCGGUAGCUCAACUUAAUAAUUCACAACUCCAGCCUAACUAUUUACAAUCGAUUGCACCAGAAAAGUAUCAGUUUAAAGCUUAG